Molecule: messenger RNA, 481 nt
Organism: Manihot esculenta (cassava)
Lineage: Eukaryota; Viridiplantae; Streptophyta; Magnoliopsida; Malpighiales; Euphorbiaceae
Exons: 3
Coding region: 1-432 (143 amino acids)
Source: RefSeq, a predicted model, not a curated record
AUGGCGACUUCAAGUCUCAACCCAGCAUUUGCCUACACGGUAGUGUACGUAAAGGACGUAGCCAAAUCCAUAGAUUUCUAUGCAAAAGCAUUUGGUUAUCAUGUUCGCCGCUUAGAUAAUUCUCACAGAUGGGGAGAGCUGGACAGUGGGCCGACCACCAUAGCUUUCACUCCGAUCCACCAACGUGAGACAGAUCAACGAAGUGGUGCAGUGCAGACUUCACAAACCGUCAGCGAGCGGCCUCCUCUUGAGGUUUGCUUUAACUAUGCAGAUGUAGAUGCUGCAUACAAGAGGGCGGUGGAGAACGGCGCGGUGGCCGUGAGCCAGCCGGAGGACGAGGAAUGGGGACAGAGAGUUGGAUAUGUGCGUGAUAUCGACGGAAUUGUGGUGAGGAUGGGAAGCUAUGUCGCGAAGCCGGUAAAGGAAGACUGAUUUUGUGUGAGCAUGUUUACUAGUGGAUGUGAAUUUUAGUGUGUCAAAG